AUGGACUACGAGAAUAAUAAGUCAUCGUCGUCAGUUGACUUUGCACUCGCCACGUCGUCUGGAGCAGUUUCGUCUCUUGUGGCGACGUCUUCAGCUUCGUCGGCAGUGGCGGCAGCGACCUCAUCAGCGACGGCUCCGUUCACCGCAUACAAUGCGACACCUACAGCCAACUACUACAAAGACUACAACACAUCCGCAUCGACUGGCUACCCAAUGUUCCUCAACUAUCCCUACACAACAACCACAGUUGCCGCUGGAAACGAUAUGGAUUUUACGAAUCAGGACACGAUGAUGCAUAGCGGAGUUUUUGGAGUAGGAGCUCAAAACCCAAACUACUUCAACCCGUCGAUCUAUCAGUACGGCUACGACUCCCUUGCCGCUGCCACAUCAGCCAGUGGGAUCACUGUCAACAACCAGGUCAAUGUGAGCAUUGUCCAAGGAAGUCUGCCCGGCACUGGAAGUAUCGUAUCGACGUCGUCACAAAUCCAACCAUCAGCUACUCUUUUGCCACGUGGAGCACAAGGAUUGACGCCGACUGGAAUCAAUGGAUGUUCGACGUCAUCUGGAUCAUCUUCCGCGUCGAGCUCAUCAGCCAAUUCCACAUCCACACCCAAGACCAUCGGUGUGCCGAAACCAAACAGGAGUGCAGGAGCGAACAUGGGCGCCGGUACCGAGGAUCGUGAGUGUGUCAACUGUGGAGUCCACGCCACACCACUCUGGCGUCGCGACGGAUCUGGAAACUACCUGUGCAACGCUUGUGGCCUAUAUUUCAAGAUGAACCAUCAGGCUCGUCCGCUGGUGAAGCCGAAAAAGAGACAGCAGAACGCGCAAAAACGGACUGGCAUCGAGUGUGUGAAUUGUCACACGAACAACACGACACUCUGGAGACGAAAUGGAGAAGGGCAUCCGGUGUGCAAUGCGUGUGGCCUCUACUAUAAGCUUCAUAAGGUCGAGCGUCCGAUGGCAAUGAAAAAGGAGGGAAUCCAGACCCGAAACCGUAAGCUCUCAUCAAAAGGACAACGUCGUAUCAAGAAGGAAAAUGGAGACACGACGCCAACCCUUGGAAUGUCCACUGCCUCGUCUAGCCACACAUCUGGAAUCGAGCUGAUCGAUCCAACAUCAGUUUGGGGUGUUAAGAGAGAGACCCUGCCGCCAAUGUUGAUGACCACACCUGCCACGUAUUCUUUCCCUGGAUCGAAUUUCGAUUGGAACAGCUCCUCGUUUGUAGAUCAGUUCCAACCUGUGAUGGUUGACUUUGGAGGACAGCUAUCGAAAAAUUUGAGCUAG
This is a messenger RNA of Caenorhabditis briggsae, 1287 nucleotides long. RefSeq names its product Protein CBR-ELT-1 (gene Cbr-elt-1). Gene Ontology annotation, molecular function: RNA polymerase II cis-regulatory region sequence-specific DNA binding; zinc ion binding; DNA-binding transcription factor activity, RNA polymerase II-specific. The transcript has 6 exons. Gene Ontology annotation, biological process: negative regulation of transcription by RNA polymerase II; positive regulation of transcription by RNA polymerase II; cell fate commitment. Lineage: Eukaryota; Metazoa; Nematoda; Chromadorea; Rhabditida; Rhabditidae. The coding region runs from base 1 to 1287 and encodes 428 amino acids. The record is from RefSeq and is a predicted model, not a curated record.